Messenger RNA from Drosophila melanogaster (fruit fly), 4989 nucleotides. RefSeq names its product mediator complex subunit 26 (gene MED26). The record is from RefSeq and is marked reviewed. Gene Ontology annotation, biological process: regulation of transcription by RNA polymerase II. The coding region runs from base 227 to 4678 and encodes 1483 amino acids. The transcript is spliced from 6 exons. Lineage: Eukaryota; Metazoa; Arthropoda; Insecta; Diptera; Drosophilidae. Gene Ontology annotation, cellular component: mediator complex; nucleus.
ACCCUUGAAGUGCAGCUGUCAUUGGUAAAAAUGGCGAAUUGUAAUAAAGUCGGGAAGUCAACCAUAAAUUAUUAAUUUUCCUUAUUUUGGACAAAUACAAAUUUUCAUAUUCAAGGAAGUGCGCUCAGGAAGCACAGACUUUACAUUCGAAGUGUGCAUAUUUUAUUUGCAUUUCGCCGUCCCUUGAAUCUGGAUCAGGGCAAUAUUUACGCACCGCAAGAUAUAAAUGAACCAAAUCGAAAUACAGGAACUUACUACUCACCUAUCCCAGGCACUUGAUCAAAACUACGAUGUCGUCAAUAUGGACGCAGUUCUCUGUGUCAUAUGUGCAUUGGAGGGUACAACUAUCACCAAGGAGCAGUUGGAGGCCACCAGAUUGGCUAAGUACAUAAAUCAGCUCAGAAGAAGGACUAAGAAUGAACAUUUGGCUCGACGUGCAAAAUCCUUGCUGAAAAAGUGGCGGGAAAUGGUAGGAAUUCAGCAAACAGCCACUGAAAAUUUGGCACAUCCCAGUCAAAUUUCAUCUUCACAACCAGCAUUAGAUUUGGUUAAGUCCCCUAUCACCAGCUUUAUUACAGAACCAAUUGCUCCUUCGCAGCAAAUAGUUUCAGAUUUGCAUUCAAAUAUCGACUCUGCGGAGCCUCCGCUUUCGGGUGAACAUACCCUACUUCAUCCGAACUUCUCCAACCUUGUAAAUAGUAUAAAAGAUAGCGAUCGCCACGAAAACAUCGCUAUAACGACAUUGCAUACUCACAAGGAUCGGCGACAUUCGCAUUCCAUCCGAAGUUGCCACGUGGCCUCUCCUCAGCCCAUCGUCAUAGAUCAUUCGGUAAAUUCCGUGAUUAACUUGACCGAUGACAGCACCGUGAAGAUAAACGAAGCUUCAGUUGUUAUUGACAUAGCUUCGGAUUCCGAUGAGAAUGACAAUAACGGUUCGUUAAAUCCAAAAAAAUUAAACUCAAUUGUUCCUGCGCCACUUCCAAUACCAUCUACACCAAGCUCACGGCAACGCAAAUUAAAAAAGGAAAAAAGAAGUAAGGAAAGAGAAGGACAGGUCGCAACAAAUACAAGAUUUGGUGCAAAAGCCAGCGACGGGUUUCAACAGGCCGCUCUGACAACAGAUUCGGAAAUAUUUUCCCUUUCAAACAGUUCUAUGAGCUCAAUUGUAUCUGGAGAUGCUACAUCGAGUUAUUCGCAGAAUAAAUCUCGACUAAACUCAAACGAAUUGACCUUUACCGGUCGGUUUAAGGCUGUUGAUCAUUUGUUUCGAAGCACCGAGUCAGGGAAACACAAAAUUGAUGAAUAUAGUGCUUACGACUCAAACGCAUCAUGUAGUCGUCUAUCGCCUUCAACUGUAGACGAAGUAAAGAAAGCUGAACAUUUAUUUGAUGCUCAGUUAACUAAUACAACCGCAAAUCAGAUACCUAUGUCCGCUGUCAGCAUCGGCUAUGAGUCGAAUACUAGACAUGAGUAUUUGGAAAGCGAUUCGCCUUCCCAGAUCCCAAAGCGACGUGGUAGGAAAAAAGGAUCAAAAGGAGUAGACGCACUUAUUGCAAAGGAAUCAUCAAGCCUGUCUCAACAAAUAUUUUUUGGUGGCUCUACUGUUAAAAAAGUUAAGACUACAAAGGAACUUUUUAAUGAAAUUCAGAGCAGAAAAUUGAGUGUUUCUAUGCAAUCAUCUGCGAGUAAUCUUUCAAAUUCGUCAACAAAUCGAGAUCUGCCUUCGCAUACCACAUUUCCGAGACAAACUUCUUCUUGCUCAGACACUUCAAUGAAUUCUCCACAUAUAUUGGAAACUUUAUCUGGCAGUGCUAUCUUCGCAAGUAAAAUAGACGAUCUGGGAAACACUGAUAGUGAUACCGUCACUUCAGAUCCAUCACACGAUAGUAAUAAAUCACAAGAGAUAAAGGAAUGUACCUCGUUAGAUAGCAAUAGCAAUUCAAUUCAGAGCUUACCGUUAGCAAAUAAUCGGGAAAACUUGAUUCCUACAAAUGUUAAUGAUAUCACCACUCAACUAAUGCAUCUAAUUCACAGCUUAAACAGUCCGCUGAGUGAAAUUGAAAUUGAGAGGGUGUACCAAGAAAAAAUAAUACCAUGUACUUGUAUAGUUAUCGAAGGGGUUCAAGGAACAUUAGGAGAAUCGAAUAAUUCCACUUUAGAUGAGCAGUCGUACAAUGCAAAAAUAAGUUUAAAUUCUAAAGAUAACCUUUCUUGUCACAAUCAAGAUAAUUAUUCUACAUCGCAACGCUCUGUUAAUGGUGAAGUAAUUGACACUCAGCCAAAAUUGGUAAAGUCCAUAUUUGAUUUAGAUUUUGAUGAUAACGACGAUCCUUUAUAUUUUAUUAUGGAUGAAAUUCAAAAGCCUAUUGCUAGAGCUGAUGAGUUAAAAAAUAAUAAAUCAGAUACCAAAAACAUAAAUUUUGGUGCAUCUGCACAAAAUGCUUCGUUGAAUAUCAUACAUUUCAACGAUGAUGCUCAACAAGAUAAUUCGAAUCAAGAAAGAGGAAAAAAUGAAACACAAAAUGCUAUUCCUGCUUUUACAGUUCACGAAGAUCCCGAUUGCUUAGCAAGGCAAAGGUUUUAUAUACAAACCAACAAAGUGACCAGCUUUCACAUUAAUGCGUUGCACAACUAUUAUAUACCAAACAUAAAUGGUAAUUGGGACAGUGUGGAAUCAUUUACAAGUUUUCAAUCUGAGCACACAAUUAUGGAUACCAUGGAAUCGUACACGGUGACUAAUGGAGCUGAUGUUGUUCCUAAAUAUGGACUUCUAACAUCAGAUCGAAUAAGAAAAGAUCUAAGUUCAUUAAAAAGUAUAAAGCCUUAUAGGGUUAAAAAUUUUACAUCUUUAAUUUCACCGUUUCUUGGUGUUGCAAAGUGCUUACCAACGUGUCGAAGAGCUAGACGAAGGUUUAAAAAUUUUGUUAACUCGUCCACGGCGAAUGAUAAAAUAUCUAACAAUUUCGAAAGCCUCGAAAAUAUGAAAACUUCCUUUAAAAACUGCAACCCGUUAAAUGUUAAAAUCGAUGGUACAACUUCUGCGAUUUACAGCCAUAAUGAAAACCACGUGCCAAUGCAAGUCAAUACCAACGUCGAACAAUUACCGCCGUCGCAAUCGUUCUCCAGUAAUGCCAUCAGUUAUAAUUUACUGAAGCUGGCCGAUGAUAAAGUGUGUCAUGACGGAAUUAGCGAUAAAAGCAGUAAUACCGGUUGUCAAGGUAACAGUCCCUAUAGCAGUUCUAGCAGUAGUAGCUACUCCGGUAGAAAGGAAGAUCAACACAUUAUAACUAAAAAUCUGCAAAAUAAAAACAUUCAAUUAAACAGUAGAAAAUCAGAUAUGAAGCGAAGAAAAAGAAUAUAUUUAGAGAAUGAUUCAAAAAAGAAGAAACAUUAUCGAAAACGAAUAAAGACUGCUGUAAACAGAACUUUUUCAAAUCUGCAUAGAAACUUAUACAGCAUUGACAGCGAAAAUGGAAUGAAAAAUGAUUAUAAAAAUGAAUACGGAAACAGUAAUAAUGAAGAAUACGCUAUUGUUCAACGUCCAGCAGGUGAUGGGGAAAAUUGCAGCAAUCACAUCGUAUUGACAAUAAAAAAAACUCCAAGUAAAAUUAAUUCUCCAGCAAACUCUAUGACUGCAUUUUCUCCUCCAUCUACAUCAGAUGGAGCAAAUUUGCAAAAAUCGAUUCUAGACUUGCGUCUGGAAGAUACAAAUAUAUCACAAAGUAUAACAGAAAUUCCACAAAAAAAGGAUUUGUCAAAAACGGACAGGAUUGUCCAUCAGUCUCGAUCUUCUGCCUAUCGCAGAAUAUUUCGAAAACCGGACAAAAGUCAAACUAAAUUUAUUGAUCUGGAUUUAAAACAUUUAUUUCAUUUGAAAGCAAAUUCACCAUGUAUAUCGGCCAAUGCUAAGCUACACAACAAACUAUUUUUUCCUCACGAAUUGUCUAGGGAUAAUACUUCAGGCAUAAGAGAAAGAUUAAUAAAUUAUAGCAGUAGCAGCAGCUCGAGUUAUGAUGAUGAUAGCGAAGUUGAAAAUACUUCUUUUCUGAAGAAAGCUAAUGUAAACAAAUUUUCAGCUUCCAAUAACCGUAAUUUAAAAACUGAGACUGAAACCUGUGCCGCCACUGCGAUUUCUGAGUUCAAAUUCGAAAGUGAUGAAGACUCAAUAUUAACAUCAUUAGGCGAUAGUGAUAUAGAUAUUCAGGAUGAAAUACAAGUAAUAAACGAUAAGGUUGAUUAUUGCAAUGAUUUUCAAAACAACAAAAUGCUAGAAUCUUUUAAUUCAAUAUUUGUUGACAGUCUACGGACGAACACAAAAAAUGCAUCUGACAAUAUGGGAUCAUCUGCGCAUAUUACAUCGCUGGAAUCAUUAAAACCUGAGAAUGCGGAUGCUAUCACAAGAUAUUGUAACAAUAACAACUUGGGUGUAAACUUAUCCAAUGAGCUCAGUAACAUUAGUGCGAAACCGCUGAAAUCGUUUGAUUCAACAAUGAAGCUGCCAUCACUUGGCAUUGAGCACUGUACUGGUAUUAAAACAUCUUCAGACAUGGCCUCUACGAAUAUUGCUGAAAAAAAAUUAACUAGGAUUCAACAAUUCAAAGAAUGGCAUCAAGUUCUUCAGUUGAGAUCGUACAACAACGAGCCCUUAAUUGUUUUGCCUUACGUUUUGCUUGAAUAAAUUUGACGUUUCUUUCACGCUGUGUGAUAACAUUUCCGAAACAAAAAAAAACAUGAGAAGGCGUGUAGUAAAAUAAAAUACGUUAAUAAAUAUUUUAACUUACAUUUAAUCUUGUUUAGUAUACACUUAGUACAUUUUGAACAGAUCACAGCACGGUUGGUUAAUUCUAUAUCUAACUGGAUUAAAAUAUAAUAAAAAAGAAAAAAUUUGGUUCGCAAUAAGAAUUUUCGUUACUCUCUAGUUUUUAAAAAAUUAAAAUUUUUUAACUUUGAGAAAUUUAUUUAAAUUUAUAAAUAAAAAUAGCACCACGU